Galleria mellonella (greater wax moth) is the source of this 1044-nucleotide messenger RNA. RefSeq names its product ribonuclease P protein subunit p29 (gene Pop4). Gene Ontology annotation, molecular function: ribonuclease P RNA binding. Gene Ontology annotation, cellular component: ribonuclease MRP complex; ribonuclease P complex. NCBI's taxonomy places the organism in Eukaryota, Metazoa, Arthropoda, Insecta, Lepidoptera, Pyralidae. Gene Ontology annotation, biological process: rRNA processing; tRNA 5'-leader removal. The record is from RefSeq and is a predicted model, not a curated record. The transcript has a single exon. Bases 360 to 995 code for a protein of 211 amino acids.
ACUGAAGACUAGGCAGCAUGGUCUCCGAUCUUAGCUUGUUCCAUAAUGGAACAAACGUACUAAAAAAAAAAAAGAAGUUUAUUUGUAGAGGUUAUGUUUUUUGUUUAUUUAUGAUUUUUUGAAAUUGUUUUGUUAUUUUAUUCAAUUAUUAUUACAUUAAAUAUACUAAUUACCUUACUCUUUAGAUUAAAUUCACGAGCUGUUGCGAACUUUGCAGAUUCACCGUUUAUGUUUCUUCUGUUCGUUGUCCACUGUUGAUCAUAGGAGAGGACUCCUCUCCUCCAGACUGUUAAUUGGAAGAGUAGUUCUGAUUAACCUGUAUUUAUUGAUAUAUAUUGCUGUAUAGUGAUACUAAUAAAAUGUCACGUGAAGAUUCACCCCAUAAUGCAAGUAUGCAAGCAGUUAUGAAUUUUAUUAUGUCAAAUGUGCCUAAAAAAGAUAUACCUAACGUGGAAAUGGAAGCGAAAAAGGGUUUCGUACUUUCAAAAUCGAAAAGCAAACAAAAUAAAAGAACUAAACCAAAGCGUAAGAAAAAUGGCCUUACAAGAAAUCAAAAGAAAACAUUGGGGUUUUAUAAUCAACCACGAAAUUUGAUUCAGUAUGCAGAUGUCAUACCUAUAAAUAAUAUUUGGGAAAACUAUAUGGAGCAGCUCUUAGGAAAAAAUAUGCAAAUUCCAACCCCCAACAGUAAGGGAUGGGAAAAUAUAACUCAAACAUUGUACAAAGCAGAUUUUCAUGGUUGUCGCAUGCAUGUUGUACGCUCCAAAUGUCCAGGAUUUGUUGGUAAAAUGGGUAUCUGUGUUAUGGACACGAGGAACACAUUCAAAAUAGUUUCCGAGAACAACAUAGCUACAACAAUACCAAAGAAAGAUUCUGUAUUUGAAAUAAGUUUUAAAGAUAUGAAAUUUACUAUAUUUGGCCAUCAUUUAUGUACAAGACCAGCAGAUAGAACCUCAAAAAAAGUAAAAGGUCAUUCAUAUCCAGACUUUUGUUAGAAUAGUUCUUUUUUUUAUGUAGGUAUUUAAUAAAUUUAUGUGUAAUAAG